ACGUCUAAAUAUAUAUAUAUCUCACUUUGUGGCCAGUUUUUUAUGCAGUGAGUGAUUAGCUUGCAAUUUGACAUGGCAGUUGGGCUGGAUAUUCAAAGUGAUGGCAGGGAAUAUGCUGGCAAGAUUACAGGAUUUCUGGUUUUAUCUUGCAUGAUUGCUGCUACUGGAGGAAUAAUCUAUGGUUAUGACCUUGGAAUUUCAGGUGGGUUGACCUCAAUGGAAUCAUUUCUGAAGGAAUUCUUUCCACAAGUAUACGACAAAAUGAAGGAAGAUACGAAGAUAAGCAACUAUUGCAAAUUUGAUAGCCAACUGUUGACACUUUUCACUUCCUCUCUCUAUAUAGCUGGUCUUAUUGCCUCUUUCUUUGCUUCGCCGGUCACUAGGACCUUUGGUCGGAAG
This is a messenger RNA of Olea europaea var. sylvestris, 399 nucleotides long. RefSeq names its product hexose carrier protein HEX6-like. The record is from RefSeq and is a predicted model, not a curated record. The annotation marks the transcript as partial. Gene Ontology annotation, cellular component: membrane. The transcript has 2 exons. Gene Ontology annotation, biological process: transmembrane transport. Lineage: Eukaryota; Viridiplantae; Streptophyta; Magnoliopsida; Lamiales; Oleaceae. Gene Ontology annotation, molecular function: carbohydrate transmembrane transporter activity.